This is a messenger RNA of Drosophila santomea, 1821 nucleotides long. Its product is annotated as galectin-4. The record is from RefSeq and is a predicted model, not a curated record. The coding region runs from base 170 to 1681 and encodes 503 amino acids. NCBI's taxonomy places the organism in Eukaryota, Metazoa, Arthropoda, Insecta, Diptera, Drosophilidae. Gene Ontology annotation, molecular function: carbohydrate binding; galactoside binding. The transcript has 3 exons.
UGCCAGAGACGUACAUACAUAUGUACCUACUUAUAUAUUCCGUCAGAAUACAUCUCGUACAUCUAAGCGCGCUGAAUUCCACCUAAAGAGCGAGAGAGCGUAUAAGCUGCUUGCUCAGAACCGCAUGUGCAUCGGGUAAAAUCGGUAACCCCAACUUUGCUUAGUCAGUAUGACGGCAAUAAUACUCCUGGUCUGCCACUCGGUUCGCGAACUCGUCGAUCUGUCAGAUGCUCUGUGGCAAAACGCCUUCAAUAUCGAGCGUAGUUUAAACUAUUAUCGCAACAAGCGGCGCUUGCAACAGUUUCGAAUUCAUUGUCGGGAAUUCUGGUUGCGUCAGGCCUGGAAUAACUGUGAUCCAAUGCAUCGGAAGGCCGACAUAGAUUUUGCAGCCAUUGAGGCGGGUGCAGUCUGUGUCCAAAAUAUGGAUGCCUUUGACGAUACAACAAAAGUGCACAAGAGAUUUUUGCAAGCGGAGAGCACAAGACUCUUGCCUUUGGAUUGCAUCAGCGACAUCGAGGUGGUGGAUGGAACAGAAUUAAAAGCCUCAUUUUACGAAUAUGCAGAUGCUUUGCCAAAAUAUAGCAACGAUCAAAUUGGGAAACUGAGCGAAGGGAUUAGUUUCACCGUAACCGGAAAUCUUUCAGUAAACUGCGAGAGGUUCUCCAUCAAUCUUGUUUAUAAGAAUGAUUCGCGAGAUGUGGCGCUCCACAUCAAUCCACGGUUGCCACAAAACUAUAUUGUUCGCAACACCAAAGUACAGGACAUUUGGGGAAGCGAGGAAGUGUCCUCGGCAUUGCCGUUUCUUCUGAGUCGGGGCGAGGAGUUUUCUAUCCAAGUGCUAGUUACUGAGGCAUGCUACAUGAUAUCGGUAAACGGCCAACACUUUGCAGAGUACACUCAUCGAAUCCCCUAUGAAGAUGUCCGCAUUCUGGAAGUGAAAGGAGAUGUUAGUAACGUGGAAAUGAAGCGAUCUUUGGUCUUAAAGUAUCCUCAACGAUUACCGCAGUCGGAGGCUAAAAACAUUGAGCUUCACAUAGAUGAUGAGAUUAAUGAAAUUGACGCCAGCGUUGAGGAGACUAUUAAAAUACCCCAUGAGUGGUGCCUUAUUAGCGCCCCGAACACACAGUCGGACAGUUCGCCAAAGAGUAACCACAGUUCUGGUGAUCUUGGUCUUUCUUUGCCUUAUUAUGGAGCACUGCCACCAAAUUCGUUGGUCGAAGGUCGAUGCCUAAAAAUUGAAGGGCGAGUGCGAUUGCUUCCACACUCUUUUUACAUUAACCUGCAACAGGGGCAGGACAUUUGGCCACAUCCAAUAAUAGCAUUCCACCUAAACCCACGUUUUUCAAAAGCGAGCAGCGGCGCUAUUGGAAAGGCGGUGGUGUGCAGAAAUGCCUGGCUUAAUGGAGCUUGGGCACAAGAGGAGCGUUCGGAGUUUGAUACAAACUUUCGACCUGGUCGGUCUUUUUGUUUAGCCAUAGUUUGUACCAAGACAUCUUUUGAGGUGUAUGUCAAUCGGCAGUUUAUGACUGAUUUUAAAUAUAAGGUUAGCCCAGCGGUGGUUGACACCGUCUACAUACAAGGAGAUGUUAAACUUUGGAAUGUAACGCUGGAAAAAAAUCACCUGAUUAAGGGCAAAAAUGUCCGAGUCUAUCAGAAUCCAAUGUACUCUAGUGAGUACUAGCUGUUUGUGAAGAAUUCAAUUUAUCUUUGGUCAGGUUUUUUUUUAGUAAUUGAGCGACAAUAAAAAAGUGAUACAUUCGUGUUUUUAUUUAUAGAAAAUUUAUGUUAACAAAUAAAAUUAUGCGAUUUUCAUUAUUCUUA